AUGGUGGGUGAGCAGUAUGAGGGCAGCACAGAGGGCAGCAGCAUGCCCGCCAGGCCUGUGCCCGAGCACAUCUACAAAGUUGGCAUCUACGGCUGGCGGAAGCGUUGUCUCUACCUGUUUGUCCUGUUGCUCAUCAUCAUCCUGGUUGUCAACCUAGCCCUCACCAUCUGGAUCUUCAGGGUCAUGUGGUUCAACUCGGAAGGAAUGGGCCUCCUGCAAGUCCACUCUGAUGGCGUAAAGUUGGAUGAGGGGGAAUCCGAGUUCCUGUUGCCCCUCUACGCCGAAGAGAUCCACUCCAGAGAAGACACUCCACUACUUGUACACUCGGAUGCAGAAAAAGUUUACCUCAAUGCCCGCAAUGAAAACGGCGACGUCACAGGAAGGAUGUCUGUGGGUCCAAAACAGGCUGAAGGACACACUCCAAACAUGCUCAUCAGCUCUUCCAACGACAACAUGCUGUUCACAGCGGAUGGCAACCAGGCUGUGAUUGGGCCAGACAAACUGCGUGUCACAGGUCCUGAAGGAGCUCUGUUCCAACAUUCAGUGGAGGUUCCCCUUCUCAAGUCGGAGCUCUUCAAAGACUUGAGGCUGGAGUCUCCAACUCGUUCGCUCACUAUGGACGCUCCAAAGGGAAUUCAUUUAAAAGCCUUGGCUGGAAACAUUGAAGCGGAUUCCAACAUGGACCUUAUCCUAGAGUCCAGCGUGGGGUUGUUGGUGCUGGACGCCGAGACGGUGCGCAUGACCAACCUGCCCAGGAGCCAAGGAGGAGUUUCCGGGAAUGCCGAAGGUCUCUUUGAGGUGUGCGUUUGUCCCAGUGGGAAGCUAUUUCUGUCCAAGGCUGGCGUCACCUCCACUUGCAGCGACAACCAGGAAUGCUAA
Nerophis lumbriciformis (worm pipefish) is the source of this 879-nucleotide messenger RNA. NCBI's taxonomy places the organism in Eukaryota, Metazoa, Chordata, Actinopteri, Syngnathiformes, Syngnathidae. The record is from RefSeq and is a predicted model, not a curated record.